CUCCCAAGCAACCUCCUUCCCUUUCAACCCCCAGAUUUGAACCUUUGUAUCUCUUUCUCAUCCACCUCACUUUCCCACCGCUGGUUGGGAUAUUUAUAUUCCUCUAUAUCUCUGCUUGUUCACCCAUUACCAUUGUUCGCAACCAACUCACUUGAACUCAUUCACAUUCCGCUGUCACGGCUAGAUUUGCAAAAACUCGAAUCUUUUAGACACUUCCUAAUACACCUCAACAAAAUGGCCGACACACCUGCUCCUUACUCCGGUCCCAUGUUGACCUUCAUCAGUGGCGACGGCGUGCACAUUGAGUGUGAACGUGAUGUUGCCGAGCGCUCCCUCCUCAUCAAGAACAUGCUGGAAGAUCUGGGUGGCGCCAACGAGGAGAUUCCGAUCCCUAAUGUCAACGAAGCUGUUCUGAAGAAGGUCAUCGAAUGGUGCAGACACCACAAGAACGACCCCCCCAGCACUGGCGAGGAGGAUGACUCCCGCCGCAAGACCACCGACAUCGACGAGUGGGAUCAGAAGUUUACCCAGGUUGACCAGGAGAUGUUGUUCGAGAUCAUUCUGGCCGCAAACUACCUCGACAUUAAGGGUCUUCUGGAUGUCGGAUGCAAGACUGUCGCAAACAUGAUCAAGGGCAAGUCUCCGGAAGAGAUCCGCAAGACCUUCAACAUCCAGAACGACUUCACCCCCGAGGAGGAGGAUCAGAUCCGCCGUGAGAACGAGUGGGCCGAGGACCGCUAAAUCUGCGUUAAUCCAUGACAUCAGUAUGCUGACUCCGACGGCUUGUUGAUUGCAAGCAAGCCGAGGAAGAUGAGCUAUCAUGAUGUUUUAAUUCGGGUCUCGUUGGGUCUCAGGUUGCAGUUCAUGGAGUUACUAGUCUUUUACUUUUUCACUCAAUUCUCUCAACGCCAGCGGUUUGCUUUCUCAAUCUCUCUUUUCCCUUUGGCCCUUGCCAUUCGUUCGUUAUGAGCAGGGGAUAGAUGUAGCUCUAAAGUAGUACAUGGUUAACUAACACUUUUAACGCCAUUGCGCAUAUUGUUGCCAUAAUAUAACCUUGUUC
Messenger RNA from Aspergillus eucalypticola CBS 122712, 1060 nucleotides. RefSeq names its product SCF ubiquitin ligase subunit skpA (gene skpA). NCBI's taxonomy places the organism in Eukaryota, Fungi, Ascomycota, Eurotiomycetes, Eurotiales, Aspergillaceae. Gene Ontology annotation, biological process: mitotic cell cycle; SCF-dependent proteasomal ubiquitin-dependent protein catabolic process. Gene Ontology annotation, cellular component: cytoplasm; nucleus. Gene Ontology annotation, molecular function: cullin family protein binding. Bases 235 to 741 code for a protein of 168 amino acids. The transcript is spliced from 6 exons. The record is from RefSeq and is a predicted model, not a curated record.